Etheostoma cragini (Arkansas darter) is the source of this 1137-nucleotide messenger RNA. Its product is annotated as choline transporter-like protein 2. Gene Ontology annotation, cellular component: membrane. Gene Ontology annotation, biological process: choline transport; transmembrane transport. The record is from RefSeq and is a predicted model, not a curated record. Lineage: Eukaryota; Metazoa; Chordata; Actinopteri; Perciformes; Percidae. The coding region runs from base 169 to 1137 and encodes 322 amino acids. The transcript has 11 exons. Gene Ontology annotation, molecular function: choline transmembrane transporter activity.
CCUUCAGUCACUCGCAGGUGUUUCCCGGCGCUGGGCGAGAGCGGGGGGGUGAUAACGGUGGGGAACAACUCUAAAUUCGACGAUGGAAGAGGAAACAUCAGAGAUGCUAAGGAUCUGUUGGAUGGAGUCACGAACGCCACGGUGGUCAUCGAGGCGCGCCAGGUCGUCAUGAAGAUCUUCGAGGACUACACGCAGUCCUGGUACUGGAUCCUGAUAGGGUUGGUUAUCGCCAUGCUCACCAGCCUGCUCUUCAUCGUCCUUCUGCGCUUCCUGGCAGGGAUCAUGGUCUGGGUCAUGAUUGUCAUGGUGAUACUGGUCAUCGGAUACGGUAUCUUCCACUGCUACAUGGAGUACGCCGCUCUGAAGGGAACGGCGGGCUCCGACGUGACUCUGCAGCAGCUCGGCUUCCAGACGGACUUCGCGGUCUACCUGCAGAUCAGACAGACCUGGCUGGCCUUCAUGAUUAUCCUGGCCAUCGUGGAGGUCGUCAUCAUCCUGCUGCUCAUCUUCCUCAGGAAGAGGAUCCUCAUCGCCAUCGCUCUCAUCAAAGAAGCGAGCAGAGCCAUCGGCCACGUGAUGUCGUCCCUCUUCUACCCGCUGUUCACCUUCGUCCUCCUGGCCGUGGUCGUCGCCUACUGGGCCGUCACGGCUGUCUUCCUGUCCACCUCUAACGAACCUAUCUACAAAGUUUUCAACGAGACGGCGUGCGACUACUCGAGAAAAACGUGCAACCCGGCGAACUACUCCACCAGUCCUAACUACUCCACCAGUCCUGAGAAGGCGCAGUGCCCCGACUCCAUGUGCCUGUUCGCCUUCUACGGCGGCGAGACGGCGUACCACAAGUACCUGAUCGGCCUGCAGUUCUACAACGUCUUCCUGUUCUUCUGGUGCGCCAACUUCGUCACGGCUCUGGGCCAGAUGACCCUGGCCGGGGCCUUCGCCUCGUACUACUGGGCCUUCGUCAAGCCCGACGACAUGCCGGCCUUCCCCCUGUUCUCCUCCCUCGGGAGAUCUCUCAGGUAUCACACGGGGACCCUGGCCUUCGGCUCCCUCAUCCUCUCAAUCGUCCAGAUCAUCAGGGUUUUGCUGGAGUAUCUGGACCACAAGCUGCAAGUAAGUCGGACUCGUUCCAGGUGA